Clarias gariepinus (North African catfish) is the source of this 2810-nucleotide messenger RNA. Its product is annotated as receptor-type tyrosine-protein phosphatase H-like. The transcript is spliced from 16 exons. Gene Ontology annotation, molecular function: protein binding; protein tyrosine phosphatase activity. The record is from RefSeq and is a predicted model, not a curated record. NCBI's taxonomy places the organism in Eukaryota, Metazoa, Chordata, Actinopteri, Siluriformes, Clariidae. Bases 1 to 2436 code for a protein of 811 amino acids. Gene Ontology annotation, biological process: protein dephosphorylation.
AUGGAUAGGUGUAUCCUGAGAGCCAAAGCACCGGAUAUAGCUGGUAAUGUUGACAAAGUCAAGAUAACCAAUCGCACGAAGUCGACACUAACAUUACAAUGGAAUAAGGUUGACAAUAACAUAAAUUACAAUUACACACUGAGCUACAAUGAUCAGAAUGAAAGUAUCAGUGGAUCAGUGGAUGAUGUAAUCACACACACAGUUGAAAAUCUUACUGCUGGGACUGAAUACAACUUCAGCCUCUACACUGUGUCUGAAGAAGCUCAGAGCACUGGAUACAACUUUACCGCUGUCACUACUCCCGAGAAUGUUGCCAACGUUUCUGUAACAAAUCGCAGUGAGACUGAGUUAAUAUUGGAAUGGGAGAAAGUGAACAACAACAGCAAUUACAAUUAUUUACUGAGCUACAAUAAUCAGAGUGUCACCAUCAGUGAAUUGGGAGGAGGUUCUACAGUGACAUACACAGUUACAGAUCUUACUGCUGGGACUGAAUACAACUUCACUCUCUACACUGUCUUUAAAGAGGUUCUGAGUGCAGGGCACAAUUUUACUGCUGUCACUACUCCCAGUAAUGUUGCCAACAUUUAUGUAGAAUAUCGCAAUGAGACUUUGUUAAUAUUGAAAUGGGAGAAAGUGAACAACAACAGCAAUUAUAAUUACAAACUAAACUACAAUAAUCAGAAUGUCACCAUCAGUGGAUUGGGAGGAGGUUCUACAGUGACACACACAGUUCAAAAUCUUACUGCUGGGACUGAAUACAACUUCAUUCUCUACACUGUCUUUAAAGAGAUUCUGAGUGCAGGGCACAAAUUUACUGCUGUCACUACUCCCAAGAAUGUUGCCAACGUUUCUGUAACAAAUCGCAGUGAGACUGAGUUAAUAUUUGAAUGGGAGAAAGUGAACAACAACAGCAAUUACAAUUAUUUACUGAGCUACAAUAAUCAGAAUGUCACCAUCAGUGGAUUGGGAGGAGGGUCUACAGUGACACACACAGUUACAGAUCUUACUGCUGGGACUGAAUACAACUUCACUCUCUACACUGUCUUUAAAGAGAUUCUGAGUGCAGGGCACAAUUUUACUGCUGUCACUAUUCCACAUGUGGUUACUGGGUUAUACUGCCAGUACUCAUCAGGGGGCUAUGGUCUAACUCUUGUUUGGGAUCCUCCAAAUGGAGGGAGGACAGCUGUACAGGUCAACAUAAAGAGCAAGAGCUUUAUUGAAACAGGGGAAAGACUGUAUAUCGAUGGACUGAUGCCAACCCAGUGGUACACCCUUAGUGUCUCUGCACACUUUGGGCCUGAGCGGAGUAUCCCAAUUUCUAUCACCUGUCAGACUGACCCAAGAGGAGUCAUAGCGGGUGUUCUAACAUUCUUUCUGCUGGUCAUCCUCAUCCUCUGUAUUGGUAUAUUUAUAUGGCAUUACAAGUCAAGGUUAUUCAGUGAUAGCAAGAUUAAAUCCUCUAAUGAGCCCAAACUGUCCAGUAAUAUCUACAAGCCAAUUCUCCUCAAGAACUUUCCAAUGCAUUUUAGCACCAUGAGCCGUGAUCAGAACCGUGGCUUUAUUGGGGAAUAUGAGGAUUUAGGUACAGUAGGUACAGAUCAGAGCUGUGCAGCUGCUACACUUCCUGAAAACAAGAGCAAGAACCGCUUUACAAAUGUAUUAGCAUAUGAUUCAUCUCGUGUGAAGCUUGCUUCACAACCUGGCUCUGAUACAGACUACAUCAAUGCUAACUAUAUUCAUGGUUAUGGCAAGGAAAAGCAGUACAUUGCUGCACAGGGUCCUCUGCCCUCCACUGUCAAUGACUUCUGGAGAAUGGUGUGGGAGCAGAAGUCUUCAAAUAUUGUCAUGCUGACUAAUUGUACUGAAGGAGGAAGGAUUAAAUGUGAGCAGUAUUGGCCAACGGACGAUAUGCCCUGGCUCUACGGAAACUUGCGGGUCUCUGUCCAGUCAGAGCAAAAAGAGAGCUUCUGGACUCGAAGAGAGUUUCUUGUCAGAAAUGAAUCUGCCUCUGAGGAGCACGGAGUAACACAAUUCCAUUUCACCGCCUGGCCUGAUCAUGGAGUUCCUACAGGAACAAAAGAUUUGAUUCAGUUUCGUUGGAUUGUUCGACAGCACAUUGAGACCUUCCCGUUUAGUGGACCAACAGUGGUACAUUGCAGUGCUGGAGUGGGUAGAACAGGUACUCUAAUUGCCCUUGAUUUGUUGCUGCAGCAGAUGGACAAAGAGGAUGAAGUCAGUGUUGCUGACUGUGUACAUCGCAUGAGGCUUAGUCGACCUCUCAUGGUACAGACUCAGUCGCAAUAUGUGUUCCUGCACCAGUGCAUCAUGGAUUCUCUGAAGCCCGAAGACAAUGCCAAUCCUGAGCCUAUAUAUGAAAAUUCGGAUAUCAUUUAUGCUAAUGCAGUGGCUCUUAAAGAGUUUAAAGAAGCCAGCUAAGGAGUCUGAAUAUACAUGCAUAUAUAGGUGCAUCUCAAUAAAUUAGAAUAUCAUAGAUUUUUUUAAUUUUAGUAAUCCAAUUUAAAAAGUGAAACUAAUUAUGUAGCUUCAUAACACACAUACUAAUAGAAUUUCAAGUAUUUCUUUCUUGGAAAGUUGAAUGGAAGGGAAAAAUGUGGUACAAAAAGAUGCAAAAGCAACGGGGAUAACCCCAACCUAGAGAGGAUUGUGACCGAAGCCCAUUCAAGAAUUUGGGGCAUAUUCACAAGGAGUGGACUACAGCUGGAGUUAGUGCUUCAAGAGCCACCAUGCACAGACGACAUGGGCUACAACUGCCGCAUUUCUUGUGUCAAGCAAUGUUUGAACCAGAGACA